AUGAUUAUUGUACACGGGGUGAAAACUCCACUACUUCGAUCUCACCUGCACACCAAACUUCCUCCGUGCUUAAAAUUAUGGGACGAAAAAUAUUAUGGUGCUAAGUUUUCGUCGAGUUCUCAUUCUGAGAAUGUUAUCCCACCUCGCAAACCACGAAGACUUUUCCGGAAGUUUUUAUUUUUUGGCGUUUUGUCGAUCGGUGCCUUCAUUGGUUCAGUGUACACAUUUGAAACUGUCCGAAAUGAAUUAGUCACAUACUAUCCACCUUCAAAACAAAUGUUAAAUUGGGUUGAAAGUUCAAUUGGUGGAUGGUAUUCUAGUGGUUCAGGAGAACAACAAUCAGUUAUUACCCCGCCAGUCAGCGAUUUUCCUCUCCCACUCAAACAAAAAUCUGAACCCCCUCCUCCACCGAAACCUUCACCUAGUCCAGAACCCGUUAAUGUCCAGAAAGAAAAACCUCCCUUACCAACUGAAGAAGAGGUCAAAGAUAUGAUAAGUAGACGUCAUAUACCAUUGAUGAAUGUAGAGUUGAAUGAUUUGCCUAUUCUUGUCAGCGAAACAGAAAGCAAAGUGGAAAGUGCCAAAAUCAAAUUAAAAGAACUUGAAUCAAUCACAGUGAAAUAUAUUGAUGCACUUCGUGCUGCUGUACAGGAUAAUAAUUCGUCAUCUAAACAUAAAAAUUGGGAUGUUGUUGGACGACUUGAAAUGGCUAAAAAUAGAACAGAAGAACAAGUGGAACAAAUUGUUGAACAUGCUAAUCAACAACUUCAAGAGUUACAUCAUGCUAUUGAACAGCAUAAGAAUACAGAAAUGGCAUUAGAGAAUAAUAUUAUCCCUGAGUCAAUUGAAGCCUAUGGAAAUCUACAAUAUGAAUUAACUGGAGCUAUUAAUCAAGUACGUAAAUUACAGAAUGAUAUUGCUAUGCUUAAACGUUAUCGUGAUUUAGUCUCAUCUUCACAUGGAGAUCUUCAAGGUGAUCUGGAAGCAUUACUAGAACAUAUUGAUGGAAAAACACCAAAUAAAGGUACUGAAUCUAUGAAUGUGGAUGAAUUGAAUGAUCUGAUUUCAGUAGCACACGCUCGUAUCGCUUCAUUACAAAAGAAAUUAGAUCACUUAGAGCAUAGUGAAAAAGAACGCAUGAAGUCAGCUAUGGAUGCACAACGUCGUGCAGAUGAAUCACUACGUGAACAAUAUGUAAGACAAGAAUUAGAUUUAGAAAGAAGUAGGCAUGAUAUUGAAAGGCAUAAAUGGUUAUUACAAGCUCGUGAAAAUACAGAACGUGAGUUGAAAUUAGCACUGGCUAGACAUAGUGAACAUCUUUCACAUAUGUUACAAUUGGAACGAGAUAAAAUGGAGCAUGAAUUUCAAUUUCGUCUUCGUGAAGCAUUAGCUAAAGAAAGAGUUACCUUUGAAGCUGCACUUGUUGGCUGGAGAAAGCGUAUGGAAGCUAUAGAGGAUGUUGUUGAUGGCCGAGCAGAUCUAGAUAGAUUAGCUAAAGAAGCACAAUCCUUAUGGCUUGCAUGUGAAGCUCUAGCUUGUCGAUUGCAUUCCGUUAGUCCAACGAUGAUGUCUCAUCAUAAAGCUAAAGAUGAUUCAACUUUAGUAAAUCAUACUGGAUCUCUGAGAGAUUUUGUUAAUUCAAUUCGUGAAUGUACUUCAUCUGGCAAUUAUCCUUUUGCUAAUGAAAUUCUGAAUAGUUUAUCUGAUGAUAUCAUUGAGAAAGGUGUUUGGACAGAAGUUGGAUUGAAAAAAAGAUUUGAAAAGGUGUAUAAUGUAUGCAGAAAUGUUACUUUAAUUGACGAGACAAGUGGUUCAUUAUGGGAAUAUGCCUUAUCUUGGCUACAAUCUGUUCUCAUAGUUGACAUGAAAUACAAAUGUUUACAAGCACUUUCAUUCAUCAAUCCAAAUUUUAUUGAUGGUAGUAGUACAAAACUUGAUCUCUCUGCAUAUGAAGAGGAUGUUGUUGUGAAACAGCCCAAUUCUCCUAAACUAGAUCCAUUCUGUUUACUGUCUGCUGCUAAACAAGCAAUGUUCAAUGAGCAUAAUAUUCUUUCAGAUAGCGAAGAUACUUUUACUGAUGAAGCACUUGAAACAGCUGUACGUUUACUUGGACAAUUACGUGGUCAAGCUCGUAUUGUUGCUGAUGAUUGGUUAGUCGAUGCUAGACAUUAUUUAGAAGUGAAACAGACAGCUCGAACGCUAUUAGCCUAUGCUGCUGCUCGUGAUAUUUCCACAUUUCAGAAACGUUUGUAA
Messenger RNA from Trichobilharzia regenti, 2253 nucleotides. NCBI's taxonomy places the organism in Eukaryota, Metazoa, Platyhelminthes, Trematoda, Strigeidida, Schistosomatidae. The record is from the annotation of a GenBank genome assembly.